Lolium perenne is the source of this 988-nucleotide messenger RNA. RefSeq lists its product as uncharacterized. The record is from RefSeq and is a predicted model, not a curated record. NCBI's taxonomy places the organism in Eukaryota, Viridiplantae, Streptophyta, Magnoliopsida, Poales, Poaceae.
CUCCCCCACUUCAUACGAGAACCACGCCCCUUUCCCUCGCCCUCCCAUGGCGGACUGCUUCGCGCUGGAAGUGGACGACCUCCACAGGCGGUGGCUGCCGCGGGAGAUCUUCGCCGACAUUGGCAUCGUCGACCCCGCCCCCGCCCCAGCCCCAGCCCCCGCCCCGCCGUCCGCCGCCGCCGUCGAGGACGUCGCGGUGCACCUCACGGGCAUCCUCGGCGGGAAGCAGGGGCCCCCGCCUCCGCCUCCGGGGCUCGCUUCGCACCAGCCUCGCUACCGCCACCAACCGGCGCCCCAGGUCUGCGGGCAGCAAGGCGCGGUUCUGGUGGCGUACGGCGCCGUCGUCCCGGCGCCGUGGCCGUUCCUGCCCUACCCGGCGCCGCUGCAGUGGCAGGCCACUACUACCAACCUCGCGCACGGCGGCGGCUUCCCUGGCCCGAGUCCCGCUCCGCCGCGGCCCGUCCACGGCCCUCCGCCCGCGAAGCGGCGCCUCGGCGGCACCGGUGGCACCGGCGUGUUCCUGCCGCGCACCAACGUCUACCAGUACCAGCACAAGCCGGCGGCGAACAAAUCUCCGGCGAAAGAUUGGAAACCGCAGCAGCAGCAGCAGCAACAACGCGGCGCCGGCGAGGGGACGGCGGCGACUCAGCAGCAGCAGCAAAACGCGAGCGCGGCGGUGCUGGCGCUGCCGCAGGAGUGGACGUACUGAGCGAGGCGAGAUGAUGGCGAUCAAGCUAUAGUAGCUGUUAGCAGAUUAUGUUUUCCUUUCUAAUAAUUAUGAUGAAGCCAAAUAAUAAAGUCAGUGUCGAUCUAGUAAGAAAUAACAAGGUGUAGUAUCGACUAUCGAUCUAGUAAGAAAUAAGAAAGUGUAGUUUGGGUGCUGGGAGGGACUGGGCAGUAGAUUCAUGGAGUGGCUGUGCAGCCGUGGUGAAAAUCCAUGGUGCAUUGUUGUAACCAGUACCAGCGGUAAUAAUAAAGUGUUGUUUAU